This is a messenger RNA of Acanthamoeba castellanii str. Neff, 1275 nucleotides long. Its product is annotated as uDENN domain containing protein. Lineage: Eukaryota; Discosea; Longamoebia; Acanthamoebidae. The annotation marks the transcript as partial. The transcript has 8 exons. The record is from RefSeq and is a predicted model, not a curated record.
AUGAACAAAACACGAGAAUUGGCCAUCUUCGAGUACGUCCUCAUCGUGCAGGUCAAUCCAUCGACGGGGCAGCCGUUCAUCGCCUAUCGGUACCCGCCGUCGACAGACCAGGGGGCAAAGGACUCCAUCUCCGGCCCCAUCAUGCGAUUCUGCUUCCCCGAGCUCGAACUCUCCGACCAGAGCAAGAAGAAGGACAAGAAGAAGAAACUGCUCGGGGGAAUGGGUGUACAGCAGAGCGAGACGUUCUCGUUCGUGUUGACGGACUCGGACGGCUCCCGCAAAUUCGGCUACUGCCGACGCAUGCGCGUGCCCAAUCCCGAUAAGCCAAGUGACACCAUCAUCGAAUGUCAUUGCAUGCUCAGUCUCUGCACUUCGUUUACGCUCUUCCGGCGCAUAUUGGACAUCGUCGAGGAGCGGCGGAAGGCGUCGACCAAGCCCAAGCCCACCGCUGUGUUCUCCUUCCUGCAGUCGGUGCUGGCCAACAAGUUCCCGGACCCGGGCGAGACCAUCACCGUGUAUUUAGUGGAUUUGGAUAAGGGGACCUUCAUCAUCAGCCCCGGGUUCCCGAGCGUUCUACCCGCACACGAGUUACGAACGCUCGAGAUGAGCCUCGAGUCCAUUGUGGCUUCCGGAAAGAAGGGACGAGCGUUCGACCUGGACGUGGCGGCGGCGUUCCUGGACUUCUUCCAGAGCAUCCUGUCGGGCUACGCCCAGUUCAUGCGGAACAACAAGCUCAACGUGCAGGCCUUCCGCGAUGCCCAGCCGCCGGCCAUCAAGUCAUUCCUCGACCAGUUCGAGGCCUCUCAGAUGUGGUUCAGCUUCAUCAUGGAACGGGAGACGAUGUCCGAGAAGGGCACGCUGCGGAACUGCGUGCUGCUGAAGGCCCAGACGCACACGCCGGUGGCGCACAACCAGAUGGAGCAGCAGCCGGCCGUGUUCGAGGUCUGCUGCAAGUGCGGCUGCGACGUUGAGGGCGACACGCAGGAUAAGGACGGUCGCCCCAUCUGCAUGGCAUGCCUCGAGGCCAAGGACCGCAAGGGCCUCGGCAUGGGCGGCUGGUUCAAGAAUUUGCGCGCCGAGAGCGGGUACUUCGGAGCAGGUGAGGCCGCGGACGAGAGCAAGGCACUGAAGUCCAAGGUGGGCAACGUGAGCAAGCGAUUCGGCAAGAGCAAGGAGAAGCCCAGCAGCAGCAGCAGCGAGUCACAGCAGCCCUCGCCCGCAACCACGCCGAGCAAUGGCGCGUCGGCGCCGCCCUCGCUCACACGCGGCUCGCCC